GACUUCGGUGCACAGACACACGCGCCUCGUCCACGCGGGCUCCGUCCACGCAGAUGGGCACGCGUGCGCUCGGAUACCCAGCCAGCUUCCCUUCCCCUCGUCAGUUAAGCGGGCUGGGCUGCUGGGCAUAGGGUAGGCAGUGAGAUUCACGGGAGAAGGAUAUCAGGGGGCGAGGGCUAGCGAAUAAGCACCAAUUAAGCGCUUACUUUAUAGCUGUUACAGCCUUUUUAUUACGAGACUUGGAACCUGAAACAUUAUGAAUGUGAAUGACCUCAAGUGUAGGUUGUCCAUAGCUGGGCAGGAUCACCUGCUACAAUUCUGGGAUGAGUUGGAAGGAACCCAACAGGAGGAACUUUAUGAAGAACUACAAGCUAUUAAUUUUGAGGAGCUGAACUGCUUUUUCCAAAAGGCCAUGGAAGGAUUUAAUCAGUCUUCUUGUCAGGAGAAGGUAGAUGCCCGGAUGGAGCCUGUACCCCGAGAGAUAUUGGGCAGUGCCACAAGGGACCAGGAGCAGAUCCAGCACUGGGAAAGGGAAGGGUUUCUUCAGAUUUCCCAAAACAAAGUGGCGGUUCUUCUCCUGGCUGGUGGUCAGGGCACAAGACUUGGUGUGGCAUAUCCCAAAGGAAUGUAUGAUGUGGGUUUGCCAUCGCAUAAAACUCUCUUCCAGAUCCAAGCUGAGCGCAUUUUGAAACUACAACAGCUAGUUGAAAAACAUCAUGGCAGCCAGUGCAUCAUUCCUUGGUACAUUAUGACCAGUGGCAGGACAAUGGAAUCUACAAAGGAAUUCUUCUCAAAGCACAAGUACUUUGGUUUAAAAAAGGAGAAUAUAAUCUUUUUCCAACAAGGAAUGCUACCUGCUAUGCAGUUUGAUGGGAAAAUUAUUCUGGAAGAGAAGAGCAAAGUUUCCAUGGCUCCAGAUGGGAAUGGCGGUCUUUACCGAGCUCUUGCAGCCCAUGGCAUUGUGGAAGAUAUGGAGAAAAGGGGCAUUUGGGGAAUCCACGUCUACUGUGUUGACAACAUAUUGGUGAAAGUAGCAGACCCACGUUUCAUUGGAUUCUGCGUCCAAAAGGGAGCAGACUGUGGAGCAAAGGUUGUGGAGAAGACAAAUCCUACUGAGCCUGUCGGGGUAGUGUGUAGAGUUGAUGGUGUCUACCAGGUGGUGGAAUAUAGUGAAAUCUCCCUGGCCACAGCCCAGAGGCGAAGCCCCGAUGGACGGCUGCUGUUCAACGCAGGGAACAUUGCCAAUCACUUCUUCACUGUGCCUUUCCUGAAAGAUGUGGUCAACAUUUAUGAACCACAGUUGCAGCACCACGUGGCUCAGAAGAAGAUUCCAUAUGUGAAUACCCAGGGGCAGCUCAUUAAGCCAGACAAACCAAAUGGGAUAAAGAUGGAAAAAUUUGUCUUCGACAUCUUUCAGUUUGCUAAGAAGUUUGUGGUAUAUGAAGUAUUGCGGGAAGAUGAGUUCUCGCCUUUGAAGAAUGCAGACAGUCAGAAUGGGAAGGACAAUCCUACGACCACACGGCAUGCGUUAAUGUCCCUGCAUCAUUGCUGGGUCCUCAACGCUGGGGGCCACUUCAUAGAUGAAAAUGGAUCUCGUCUUCCUGCCAUUCCUCGCCUGAAGGAUGCCAAUGACCUGCCCAUUCAGUGUGAAAUCUCGCCUCUUGUCUCCUAUGCUGGCGAAGGCCUUGAAAUCUAUGUGGCAAAUAAAGAAUUCCAUGCUCCUUUAAUCAUUGAUGAGAAUGGUGUCCAUGAGUUAGUGAAGAAUGGCAUCUGAGCUACAUGGCGGUGCCAUAUGUCCACAUGGGUCACUUUCAUUUGUAAUGGGCCAGCUGGAAAGGAGUGCAAAGAGCAGUCAUUGAAGGCUGAAGUUUGAGAAUCUGUUGGGUUAAUCGUUUCACUUGUUUCAGCUAUUGCAAACUCCAUGGAGAGCCCAAUGCCCAGACUGAGAGCAAGGAUUUCCUUCUGGCUUUUGGCUCAUUGAAGUUCUUAUUUAUAUUUUUUAUUCUACAUUUUCUUCCCAGAGAAGGAAGACAUUGGCUCUACAAGGAGAUUUCCUCUAGCUUAAACACCAUCAAAGGUGUUUCUUGCUGUCUUACUCAGAAUUGAGGAAUGUUUAUUUUUGAAAUUGUAUAUAGUAAUAAACCAUUGUACACGAA
This is a messenger RNA of Trichosurus vulpecula (common brushtail), 2156 nucleotides long. It is a transcript of the gene UAP1, whose product is annotated as UDP-N-acetylglucosamine pyrophosphorylase 1. Bases 257 to 1774 code for a protein of 505 amino acids. The transcript is spliced from 10 exons. Lineage: Eukaryota; Metazoa; Chordata; Mammalia; Diprotodontia; Phalangeridae. The record is from RefSeq and is a predicted model, not a curated record. Gene Ontology annotation, biological process: UDP-N-acetylglucosamine biosynthetic process. Gene Ontology annotation, molecular function: UDP-N-acetylglucosamine diphosphorylase activity.